UAAUGGCCAAUGGCGUUGUCAGAUGGUUGUGUCAGAGAGUAGGAAGACUGCCGCAGAUGCAGCGAAUGCUUCGUCUAGUGUAGGCAGAGGAGUGUUAGGUCAUGCUUUAGUUCGCGCACGUUCGUGAGAGUUUCUAUCCACAAUGGACGGCUUGAUACCUGUUGCACGACCCGGCGCGGACCGGUUCGAGUCGUUCACGUAUCGACGUCUCUCGUAAUACAGAGAAAAGUGAUUUACAUUCGAGCGAGGAUGCACUGCCGCGAUCAUCAUUGUUGACGUUUCUCAUGGUGUGACAGUACUGGCCACCACCGUUGCCGUGUGUCACGAUUUUCGCGUGCGAAAACACCGGAGAAUAUAUUAGGCCACGACUGUGAAAACAAUGGGGAUCGUGCAGAGCCGUACCGGCGAAAGCGAUGGCGGUGUGCGUGAGGUGUUCAUCGGUGGUAUCAAGGGCGGCACGCCUCUUCAAUCCUGUCAACCUAGCCUCGGCAUGGGAAGUUUGGGUGGACCACACGCACGGAGUGGCAGCGUCCGUGGCGCGCCAAGGCAACCGAUGCCUGACGCUAUGGAACUCGAAAGGCGCUUUACCAAAGUGCUGGCUUCAAUGGAUCUGCCACCGGACAAAGCGAAGCUUUUGAAGCAAUACGACAACGAGAAAAAGUGGGACAUCAUAUGCGAUCAAGAAAGAGUGCAAGCAAAGGAUCCACCAUCGCAUUAUUUAGCAAAGUUACGCACUUAUCUGGAUCCGAAAGCUUCGCGAAGCCAUCGAUCGUAUCGUUUUCUCACGUUCUUCCAGAAGAGGAAAAUGGUUGGAGAGUCAACGUCGACUCAAGUAUUACGGGAUUUGGAAAUCUCGUUACGCACAAAUCACAUAGAAUGGGUAAGGGAGUUCCUAGACGAAGAAAACCAAGGCUUGGACGCCCUCAUAGACUACCUCAGCUUCAGGUUACUCAUGAUGAGACACGAACAACGUCUCUUGGAAUCCCACGCGAGUUCCGAGGAAAAAUUACAAACCGGUAAGAGUUCGCACGCCGCCACAUGGGUCAACAUUUAUUUCUAUUAUGGCGACAUGCUGGAAAAGAUGGAAUCGAUGAACGCAGACCGUGAACGACAUAAUUAUUUUCCAGUGAGUUCUGGGGAUACCUCGCCCUUAAAUAACGGUUGCCUGAGGCCGCCUCUCCACGAGCUCAAGGAUAGUCCUGGCGUUAAAAGGAGAUCACGGCACGUGGCGCGUCUCAAUAUGGGCGAAGCGAAAGAUGACAUUCACGUUUGCAUACUGUGCAUGCGUGCCAUCAUGAAUAAUAAGUAUGGCUUCAAUAUGGUCAUCCAACAUCGUGAAGCAAUCAACUGCAUCGCGCUCAGUUUAAUGCAUAAGAGUUUAAGAACGAAAGCUCUAGUACUAGAACUUCUUGCUGCUAUAUGUCUGGUAAAGGGUGGGCAUGAGAUUAUUUUGUCCGCAUUUGAUAAUUUCAAAGAAGUUUGCUCCGAACGACGACGAUUUACUACACUUAUGGCAUACUUCACUCAAUAUGAUAGUUUUCACAUAGAAUUUAUGGUUGCUUGUAUGCAAUUCGUAAAUAUCGUUGUUCACUCGGUAGAGGACAUGAAUUUCAGGGUUCACCUGCAAUACGAAUUUACUAAGCUUGGUUUAGACGAGUAUCUCGAAAAACUCAGACAUACCGAAAGCGAAGAUUUGCAGGUUCAAAUCUCUGCGUAUCUAGAUAACGUAUUUGAUGUAGCUGCCUUAAUGGAAGACAGUGAAACUAAGACUGCUGCGUUAGAAAAAGUAGCUGAAUUAGAAGAUGAACUUGGUCAUGCGCACGAUAGGAUGGCAGAGUUAGAAAGAGAAUCGCUUGCAAAAUUAGCGGAGUUAGAGACUGAAUUAGGUGCAUUAAAAGUGGAAUACGCUGAUGCUGUGGAAGCUCGUCGAUUGGCCGAAGAAGAACUCACAGCAUUGAAAAGGCAAAAGCAGGAUUCUGCUCGAAGGCAAAGUGUUUUAGAAAACAAAAUUAUCGAAUUGGAAACGCUUACUGGCACUCUCACGAAGGGUUCUUCAGCCAAUCUUCGGAAUGGAAGCGCAACGAGUCCCGUCAGUACAUCGGAUAACGUCACAUCCUCUACGCUUAAUUCGACCCCGUCUCCGACACUGGAAGAACCUCCUCCAUCUGCCCCAGCUCCACCUCCACCACCACCACCUCCAUGUCCACCACCGCCUCCGAUGGCACCUCUUUCUCCUGGAGAUCAAAAAUUACCUCCACCUGCGCCUAUACCUCCACCACCUGCCGGCAUGAUGCAAGCACCGGAUGGAGCAAUGACUAUCAAGCGAAAGGUUCAAACAAAAUACAAACUUCCCACGCUUAACUGGAUCGCUCUGAAGCCUAAUCAAGUACGGGGUACUAUUUUCAAUGAGCUGGACGAUGAUCGAUUGCACAAUUAUAUAGACUUUUCCGAUUUCGAAGAACGAUUUAAAAUCGGAAUGGGAAGUCACGUUGCUAAUGGUACGAACGAAAUAGACGGUCUUCAAAGCUUUCCUAGUAAAAGAUUCAAGAAGCCAGAAAAUGUCUCGCUCUUAGAACAUACCAGAUUACGAAAUAUCGCCAUAUCGCGAAGGAAAAUGGAAAUGCCGGUAGAAAAAGUAAUUAUGGCAGUAAAUGCUCUCGAUUUAAAAAUACUGUCGCUGGAAAAUGUAGAAUUGCUACAACGUAUGGUGCCUACGGAUCAGGAAAUAAAAGCAUAUAGAGAAUACAUCAUAGAAAAGAAAAAUGUUAAUCUGUUAACGGAGGAGGACAAAUUUUUGAUGCAGCUCGGUAAAGUAGAAAGGAUAUCGACGAAACUAUCCAUUAUGAAUUAUAUAGGAAACUUUUUUGAUAAUUUACAUCUUAUUACUCCACAAAUACAUGCUGUGAUAUCUGCUUCGAGUUCGGUUAAGAGUUCAAAGAAACUGAGAGCAGUAUUAGAAAUUAUCCUUGCCUUCGGAAAUUACUUGAACAGCAGUAAACGAGGCCCAGCGUAUGGAUUUAAACUUCAGAGCUUAGACACAUUACUCGAUACGAAGUCAACGGACAAGAGAAUGUGCCUUUUACAUUAUAUUGUAGCAACAAUACGGGUCAAAUUUCCAGAACUGAUUAAUUUUGAAUCGGAACUUAUGUACAUCGAUAAAGCUGCGACCGUCUCGCUAGAAAAUAUAACUACCGACGUUCACGAAUUAGAAAAAGGUAUGGAUCUCGUAAGGAAAGAAUUUGAACUACGCGGUAAAGAAAAACACAACACCGUACUACGAGAUUUCUUAAAUAAUUCCGAAGAAAAAUUGCGUCGUUUAAAAUCCGAUGCACGCGCUGCUGGAGAAGCAUUCCGAGAAUGCGUUGAAUUUUUUGGAGAAAGUCCCAGGCAAGCCGAUGCUAAUACGUUCUUCUCUCUUCUCGUCAGAUUCGCAAGGGCAUUUAAGGCUGCGGAUCAAGAAAAUGAACAGCGUCGUAGAUUAGAAGCUGCUGCUGCAGAAGCUUUAAACGCCUCAGAAGACGUAAUAAAACGUAACAAAUUAAAUCAAAAGAAGCAACAGGACGCUGUGAUAAAUGAACUGAAAAAUAAGACAAGACUAGUUCAGGAGAAGAAAUUGUUGCAGCAGGAUGAAGUGUAUAACGGUGCUCUGGAAGACAUUCUUCUUGGGCUUAGAUCAGAACCAUACCGACGAGCGGAUGCGGUUAGGCGUAGCCAACGUAGACGUAUCGAUAAUCACAGGCUCUCUCGCACUGCCGAAGAACUAGAACUUUAAAUCUGUUCCAUUCAGUGUGUUUCUUAUUUUAGGGAAAACAAUUUGUUUUUGAAGAAAUAAUUUUCACCGUGUUAGUACAUUCAACAACAUUUUCACGUAAAGCUCUUUCAGAAAAGUGUUAAUUUAAUAUUUAUAACCUCCUACCAAAAAUUAAAACAUAAUGUAAUUUGAACGCUCGGCGAAUGUACAUUUACCAGAGCGUCAGAAUUUUGUUCAACAUAUUUCGCUUUCAUAAAACGAAAUAAUUUAAAAAUUUCAUGUGAUAAACUGCUUGUAAACUACUAAGCAUGAAAGAGUUGCACGCUACAUUAUGGAGCCAAAAUUUAUAAAUGAUAAAUGUACAGUAAUGUCUUGUUAAGACGUUUUUGGAUCUGAGAAGACUGGAAUUAAUGAAUACGGAUUCAUCUCUAAUGAUCUAACAUAUACCGAGAAAAGACGUGAGAAAGAGAGAAAACAACUCUUACGAUAAACUAUGAAUCAUCGCAUUCUAAAAAUGAAAUUUCCAGAAUUUUUGCUGUUUCUUCAUAAAAAAGAUUUUAAAGAAUUUGAAGGGAUCUUCCAGACUAAAAUGAGUCUAAACAUUGAUGUAGUCGGGUUGUUUUGAGUUAAAUAAAAUAAUCAAGCUAAUAACACUCGAAGUAAUCAGGAAAAUCUUAUCAGUACUUUGUAGUUUUUUACAUUGAGAAAAAGGAAAUGUUAUAGAAACUUCGUAUUUUGUCAAUCGAGAUGAUGACUCAUCGUUUAAUAGCUUCGAAUGGCAGUACCUUCGUGAUCAUUUCUCGUUUACAGCUCAUUUACUGUAUUUAUCUAGCUCGAAAAAUGAUGGUUGUUUUCUUAGAUAUUGACAGGACAUUGCUGUAGCACGAUAGAGUUGUAGAUAUAAUAAUUUAAAGCAAAUAUUGGAAUUUGAUACUGAACUAUUCGUACAUAAGUCACUUAUACGGUGCUAUAAAUUCAUCGAGAUCCAAAGGAAAAUUGAAUUUAAAAUGUAAAUCGUGACAUAUUCAACACACAGUAACAACAUAAUAAUGUUCUUCUGUUUGUUCAAUACGUAUUCUUUCUAUUGUACAAAUUUAGCGGACGUAACCAUGAAAUACGUUUGCAAAAUAUCAUAGUAUGUAGAAAAUUGAGCAAAGCACAUUUAGGAAAAUUGUACUAUUAUUUUUGCAUUGUUUUUUUAUGAGUACUAUCUUUAAGUAAUUGAACGUAAAAAUUGUUUCCAUUGAAUUAUUGUUGAUUGUUAUAUGCGUUUGAAAUAUUUAUAAUUCCAAUUUAAUUCGUAUCUGUUAAUCGUUUAUUUGAAAGAGUUUCUAAGAAAAUGAGAGAAUAAAAGACGAUGCAGAUUCGACGGUAGUAAUAACGACGACGAAUACAUACGAGAAAUUUAAGUAUACUUUUGCAUAUUUGUAAGAAUUUUUGGCAAGGUACAGUUCCCAAUUAAAUACCGUAACAUUCCAUGGAUAUAAAGAUCCUACAAACCUUAAUGAAAUUUCCAAGCGACAGAAAUAACUAUUUUGAGAUAAUUACGAAAGUAAUACAUUUACAAGUAUAACAAAUUCCAAAAAUGCAAGCACUGCAGCAUAUUUUUCUCAAAGUUUGAAGGUCAAUUCUUCGAUACAUGAAUAACAAACACGCACAAUAAUAGUCUAUAUUUAAUGUGAAAUUUUUGAAAGAACUUUUUAUUUUAUUACGCACAAUAUCUAAAAGUAACACAACUUGUUACAUUCCGCCAGAAUUUCAAAAUGCGCUCAAUAUUAUAAAUAGAUACAUAGUAUGGAUCAGUACAAUCGCUUCUAUUAUAACGCAUAAGUAAAUAAAAUAUAAAAUAAAAUAAAACAGAAAUGUCAAUGUAAAAUAUGUCACUUGGAGCAACGUGGGAAGAAUCAAGUUUAUAACAACAACAAUUAAAUCGAAAGAUUAUACGUGGAUUGUAAUAAAAUUAUGCGUUAUAGUUGAAUCGAAUAUAGUAGCGAUUUUUCACAUUGUCUAUUGCCAUGCGAUACAAAACAAAAUAGAUAUAUAAAAGACUAAAUAUAUAAUUCACCCUUCAAUCCAAUUUUAAGAUGUAUUUGCUACAAAAUUUUGGUAAAAUUAUAUUAUAUGAACUUUCUAUGCGCCUCUUGGAUGAUUACAUAUCUCAUGUUUUUUGAAGAAUAUAUAAUUAUAUUUUCACUUUUGUACGUUUUUAAUAUUAUAUAUUAUCGAUCGAAAAAAAAUAUGUAAAUAUUACUGUAAUAUACGACAUAUGCUAAUAGUUAUAAAAAAAUGUAAUUACUAAUUGUAGAUCAAUUGCCAAUGUGAUGUUUAAAUAAGUGUAACAUCUCUGUGUUAUAAAUAUCAAUUACAUAAUAUUAUUUGCUGCGCUGAAAUACAAAGAAAAUUUGAAAUACUUGCAACAACAAAAAUUUAUCUUAUAAAUUUUUAGAAUAAAUGUAAAUAUUGUGCAUUUUAUUAAAUAAGUUAUGCGAAAUAGGCAUGUGCUUUACUUUGUAUAAAAUUUAUUACGAAUAAAUAUACCAAUGUAUUGUAUAAAACAUAUAUAUGUAUAUACAUAUAUAUACAAACAUAGAUAUAUUUUUUUCGUAUUUGUGUGCCAUUUUGUUUAAUACUGCACAACAUAUUUUUAUUUGUAACAAGCAGUAUAUUUUUCUUAAAACGCUGAAAUAAUUUAAACAAAAACGAAAAGAAUAUAAUGAGUUGUGAAAAGUUCAUUAAAUAAAAUAAACGUUCUCUGAA
Molecule: messenger RNA, 6508 nt
Organism: Bombus pascuorum
Lineage: Eukaryota; Metazoa; Arthropoda; Insecta; Hymenoptera; Apidae
Gene: Frl
Product: formin-like protein
Exons: 16
Coding region: 380-3772 (1130 amino acids)
Biological process (GO): cortical actin cytoskeleton organization; regulation of cell shape; cell migration
Cellular component (GO): cytosol
Molecular function (GO): actin filament binding; small GTPase binding
Source: RefSeq, a predicted model, not a curated record